AGCUGGCUGGUACUUCUCUAUCCUUGGUCCUCCCCAUCUGAGACUCCAUUUCUCAGUCAGCUCCGCUUUCCCCAGAAGCCUUUCAGACAGAGGGCACAGAACACCUGCUAUCUGUCUCUAAGACAAACAACUAACUGGAAGGCGACAAUAGUUUAUCUAGGAGGCAAAAAUGUACUGCAAGACGCCCUCAACGAAAUGUUAAUGCGAAAUCCAUGACAACAAACGAAACAUUUCUUAGACAUUAUCGUUUUCGUUAACGCGUGUAGGUUAUGCACACCAUUUAAUCAAAUAAUUAGGUUAUUGGCUAAUUAGGUUAGUUUGUGAACUGCUAGAUUUUCGUAUAGUUGCAGUAUGACUCGAUUGGAAAUCUGGAGCGCUCUAUGGUGCGCAGCUGUCGCCUGUUGCCUCGCUGCGCCAAAGUUGCAGCUUGCCUCACCAGAGGGGACUGAAGAGGACCACAACGAAAACUUAACCCUCGAGACGGAGAACGGAGAGAACAUAUUAACUCAGCUGCUGGGUGAUUAUGACAAAGUGAAAGCGCUUUCGGAAGGCUCUGACUGUGGAUGUAAAUGUGUUGUCAGACCCCUGAGCAGGAGCGCCUGCCGGCGGAUUGAGGAGGGCACGGCCACGCCGAACGAUUUCUACACCGUGGAGACGGUGACAUCAGGGCCCGCCUGCAAAUGCGCCUGCAUCGCGCCACCGUCAGCCCUGAACCCUUGCGAGGGGGACUACAGGCUGAAAAAGCUCCGGGAGGCUGGCGAAGACAAUGUCAAGCUUUCAACGAUCAUUGAGCUGCUGGAGGGAUCCUUCUACGGAAUGGACCUACUGAAGCUGCACGCGGUUACCACCAAACUCCUCAAUCGUGUUGACAACAUUGAAAAAGUGAUGCAGAAUGACACCAAAGAGGAGGCAAACCUCAACAUGACCACACCCACUAGUCUGCCAAUUCAGGUGACGGAAAGACCCACACCCUCAAUUCCACCACGCCAGGAGAAACGGAAGAGACUUACUGUACAAAGUGACCAGGCAGCAGCCUAUCAGAACUUGGAGGAUAAAUAUGAGGAGAGGUUUGUGGGGGGACACGACCCCUCACAGUUUAUGAAGAGCCCUGACAGUGAUGCUACGGGGCCCUGGAGCCAAAACAAGGAUCACACAGCACCUCCUCAACCAAAGAUAAUCGUCAGGGGGAUGACCUACUACAAAUCCCAAACUGCAGAGGAGACAGAAAGAGAUGACAACACUCUAGAGGAUGAGAUUCUGAGUGGCGACGGCAUGGUCGACUAUUUCAUAGAUGAGCAGCUCAUCCGCCACAAGCCUAAGCCCUACAGACCUCUCAUCAAGGCGCGGUCUAUGCCAGCCAAUCGCAAGACUCCAGUCCAGGGCUGGAGCGGAGCCUCGGGGGCCAGUAGCAGCCAUCCCUUGCAGCUCGAGCAGUCCGACUCACCAAACCACUUUGAGGUGACCCCCCCCCCCGACGUGGCCACAACCGUGGCCGAGACCGUUGCCGAGGCCGGACAGCCCGCCAGUAAGAGUGCGGCCAAGCCUGAGCAAACUCUCCCUCUGGCAGAGAGGGUUGAGGCUGGCCAUGCUUCAGGCAGUGUCCAGCCACUCUCGGGCAGCCGAGCCACGGAGGGACCAUCAGUGACACGUCCUAUCGUGGCAGAGCUGAAGACUACCCUAAAGACGCCGGUCAAGGCCACCACGGUGAAGGGCACAGAAGAGCCUGUCACACCCCUUGCUUUGCCAGACCAGAACGCAGUCACCGCAGAGACCAAAGUGCCAGAAACAUUUCCAAGCACGGGGCAGCCAUCCAAAGCCGCCAGGGGAAAUAAUGAGCAAGGUACAACCCGGGCUAUACCAGUUUCUACCGUCAAGCGGACAAGAAAGGAGUCGGUCACUGACGAGGAGCCAGUUGUUGCUAGCACUCAACUGUUGUCAACCUCAGCGAAGGGUGCUUCAACUGCUACCUCUGUACUCUUAACUACCAUCAACACAGUAACAACCACCAGAGCAACAACCACCAGAGCAACAACCACCAGAGAAACAACCCCUAAAGCAACAACCCCCAGAACAACUAUGGAACACACUACCAAUGGAAAACCUACUGACCCAAAGACCCAAAGGCCAGCAACUAUCUCAAAGGCUGAGCCCUUAACCACCAGCCCCGUUAAAACAACUAGGAAGCCGGCGGCCCUCAAACGCAAGUACAGCAUCAGCUGGGAUGAGGAGGAAGUGGAGGAGGACAGCAAAUCAGAGGGCUUUAAGACCACUACAGUGAAGCCACACAGGAAGCCAGGGGAGUGCAAGGAUACGUUGGCCACCAUCUCAGAGCCUGUCACUCACAACACCUAUGGCCGCAGGGAGGGAGCCUGGAUGAAGGACUCACUGGCCAAGGACGAUAAAAUCUACGUCACCAACUAUUACUACGGCAACAAUUUGCAGGAGUUCCGUAACAUCGCGGUGUUUAAAGAAGGCCGCUUCACCAACUCCUACAAGCUGCCCUACAACUGGGUUGGCACCGGUCAUGUGGUUUACAACGGCGCCUUCUACUACAACCGGGCCUUUUCACGCGACAUCAUCAAAUACGACCUGCGCCUGCGCCACGUGGCGGCCUGGACCAUGCUGCACGACGCCGUUCUCGACAACGAGGACUCUUCGACGUGGCGCUGGCGCGGCCACUCGGACAUGGAGCUGGCGGUGGACGAGAGUGGCCUGUGGGUGGUCUACCCGGCGCUGGAUGACGAGGGCUUCCUGCAGGAGGUGAUCUUCCUGAGCCGCCUCGACCCGGUAGACCUGAGCAUCCGCCGCGAGAGCACCUGGAGGACGGGCCUGCGUCGCAACUACUAUGGUAACUGCUUCAUCGUCUGCGGUGUGCUCUAUGCCACCGACAGCUUUGAGCAGCGCCACACCAACCUGGCAUACGCCUUCGACACGCACACCAACACACAGAUGGUUCCCCGACUGCCUUUCACCAACAACUAUACGUACACCACGCAGAUCGAUUACAACCCCAAAGAGCGAGUGUUGUAUGCCUGGGACAACGGCCACCAAGUCACCUACAACGUCGUUUUUGCCUAUGUAGACCCCCAGUAGAGAACCGUCCACAGAGAAAAGACAGAAAGAGAACAUUCUUACUAUUUUUUAUGUUUUCUUCAAGGGUACAGCACUUUUUUGUAUAAAAGCAAUAAUUUUGAAAAAAAUCUAUGCGUCCAAGUGGAUUGUAGACCAGUUCGCUUGGCUGUUAAUGUUGAUACAUUGCAGCUUUUGUGUGUGAUUGUCUUAGUCUCCAAUUCCUAAACAAAUAUUUAAAUGGUUUUACCGUUUGUACCUUCCGCAUGGAUGUAGAACCGAUAUGCAAAUUUUAACCAGUGGGUGCUUUUGUAUUGACAAUAUGCAUUGUAAAUAAUGUAAAAUAAAGUUAAAUCAGAAGAUAAAUGAAUGUAGACAAAAAAUCUAUUUGCAUAGCAACCUGUGGUAGAGUAAUCUCUCCCGUAACCUCAGCAUUAAAGACAUUCUGGAACUCAUUUCAUACCAGUGAAGUGCAAAGGCCACAAACAAUGUUUUAUAAAUACAUUCAUGUUCACGUUUAUUCCUGCCAUUUUUGUACCUUUCUAUCCCCACUUCACUUAUUCCUGUACAUAUAUUUUGUGGUAAUAUGCCUGCGUGCGCUUGUCAGCUUUAUGUUAGAAAAGCACUUAAUUCUCUCUUUCCCUGUCUCUAACUAAACUGUACUUUGCAAGAUUGUUUCAUUCGAGAGACCACAAUAAAAUGACUUUCACAAUAAAAUGUGAAAAGUA
Clupea harengus (Atlantic herring) is the source of this 3797-nucleotide messenger RNA. It is a transcript of the gene olfml2ba, whose product is annotated as olfactomedin-like 2Ba. Gene Ontology annotation, biological process: signal transduction. NCBI's taxonomy places the organism in Eukaryota, Metazoa, Chordata, Actinopteri, Clupeiformes, Clupeidae. The record is from RefSeq and is a predicted model, not a curated record.